This is a messenger RNA of Momordica charantia (bitter melon), 3417 nucleotides long. Its product is annotated as zinc finger (CCCH-type) family protein / RNA recognition motif (RRM)-containing protein. Gene Ontology annotation, molecular function: metal ion binding; RNA binding. Lineage: Eukaryota; Viridiplantae; Streptophyta; Magnoliopsida; Cucurbitales; Cucurbitaceae. The record is from RefSeq and is a predicted model, not a curated record. Gene Ontology annotation, cellular component: nucleus.
CAUCGUCGUCUUCUCUCUCUCUCUGUCUCUCUCCCCUCUCGGUCUAGAAUCCUGUUUGCUGUUCACAACUCCGAAGGCGCCAUCCGAACUCAGGGUUGCAGAAACCCUCACGUUUCUCUCCCUGGACCUCCGCCGAAUCGUCACCGCCGGCCGUUUCAUCCGUUUGGAGGCGAUCUCUUGAUCAAUUCUUCCACGAAUAUUCGGUUACAAUAACUCCAUAGUGAUUCGUGUCCUGGACAGCAAUACGUGAUCGUUCUGGUUAUUGCUGGGAGUCAAAUGGAACUGAAAGUUUCAUAUCCUAAGCCUGGCAUUUCUUCCUCUGAUUAUGUUAGUGAUCCUGAGGAAAAGGAUAUUAGUGAUGACGAAGAUGAUGAUCGCAACCAUAAGCAUCGGAGGCGGGAGACACGCUCUCAAUCUUUGGAAAGAGACACUCGUGAACAUGUCUUGAGGCCAUAUGGAAAGCGUAAUAAACCUUUUGAAAAUGGACGUAGUUUUAGGGAAAAUGAAUCUCAAGCAAGUGAAGCUUGGAAAUCGUUUAAUACUCCCAAUUUCGAGAAAGACAUCCCUGGGAAGUUUGAUAAAAGACGCUUGGGUGCAGUGCCAGGUCCUCGUUUGACUGGGGAUUUCAAUCAAAGGAUAAGGGCAAACCAGACAUUUUCUGGUGACCUAAGUGCUGGUAGGGGAAGAGGAAGGGAGCCUGGCACUUGGAACCAGUUUGAUUCAAGGUUUAGUCCUGUUGAUAUUGCUUCCCAAAUUGUUCACCAUGGGUCUUUUCCUCCUAGUCUAUUUGCCGGACGGGGUUUACCAAAUGUUUCUACUGCACAAACUGCACCAUGGAAUGCAUUUGGAUUACUACCAGGAAUGCCGAAUAACGGGCUUGAAACGAUCCACUCCAUUGGUUUGCAGGGAACACUUAGGCCUCCAAUCAAUCCUCCUCUAAAUAUAGGAAUACCUCGCCAAAGAUGUAGAGAUUUUGAGGAACGUGGAUUCUGUCUUAGAGGUGACAUGUGUCCAAUGGAGCAUGGUAUUAAUCGCAUCGUAGUUGAAGAUGUCCAGAGUCUUUCUCAAUUUAACCUUCCUCUGUCACUUCCAAAUGCACACCUAAUGGGGAAAGCUACUGGAUCUUUGCCAGCAGUUAGCACAUCGUCCACGUCAGUAAUGAGUGGCAAAGGAUUGCUUGGAAAAAAUAGCAAGCCUGGUGUAGGAGAUGAUUCAUUGGGCUUUGGUGCAUAUUCAGGUUCUGGUUGUGCAGCUGAGGCUGACUUGUAUGAUCCUGACCAACCUCUAUGGAACAACAAUUGUCCUGAGAAAUCAAAUGCACUCUCAGCAAUGCAUUCAUCAAAGAUCGAUGAAGUUGAAUCCUUGAUGGGUGAUGAUCCUUCUGAUCGGAAUCAGGUUAGGAAAUGUGAUGCUGCUGAUAACGGAUGCACAAGUAGAACAACUGCAGCUAGUGGUUCACAGGUUACUAGUUCGUCUAUCUGGGGUAGAGUUGGGUCAAGAAAUAGACAGGAUGCAAAAGGGAAAGUUGAUCCAGUUGUAAGUUCCUCUGGUUGUCUUGAAAAUGAAGUGAAGGAACACAAUGAGGUACUAACUAGUGUUCAAGGAAAUUCCCAUCAACAAAAGCACAUGGUUCAGGAUGAUGCUCACACUAAAGCACAGAGUGAUACCAUGCGUACAAUGCGGAAGCCAUCUCAAAAAGCAACGCGUACUCUAUUUGUCAAUGGUAUUCCGCAACAGAGCAACAAAACAGAGACCCUUCUUUCUCAUUUUAAAAAAUAUGGGGAAGUCAUUGACAUUUAUAUUCCAGCCAAUAGUCAACGGGCUUUCGUUCAGUUCUCAAAAAGGGAAGAGGCAGAAGCAGCUCUGAAGUCACCUGAUGCUGUUAUGGGCAAUCGUUUUAUCAAGCUAUGGUGGGCUAAUCGUGACAGCAUUCCAGAUGAUGGUGUAGGCAGUAAUAAUGGUAUUCAUGUACCUCCACGGCAUAUUGCAGCUGCUUCACUUCCGUCUCUUGCUAUCAAAGGAAAGAACACUGGCCAGGUUCCCACUUCAAAGGUCAGCAUUCCCCAUUCAUUGGAUUCUUCUUUAGCUGCCGUGGAUCACUCUCAUGCUUUCAAUAGCCCCAAGGUUUCUUCUCCUUUGCAAAAGAAACUAGAGAAUUUGGAACAGUUAAAGGAGGAACUCCGAAAGAAGCAAGAAAUGCUAGCCAUGAAACGGAAUGACUUUAGGCGACAGUUAGACAAACUUGAAAAACAGACCACAGGAAACAAAGCUGAAGCAGUCAUUGGGUUCUCUGCAAAGCGGCUUAAAGUGGGAGUAGAAGCUGAUGUUACUAAACUUGUUACUCCAAAGGCCAGCGAUUCUGGUAUUGCUUCAGCAUCACCACAUACUGAGGUUAAUGGGGAGAAUGUUGAGUGCCCUUACCCUGAGCCAACUACAUCUACCGCACAACAGGAAUCCUCAAAGUUUGGGCUUGUUCAUCCAUUGGCAUCUAAAUCAGCUUUUGACAUUGAUACAAAGAAAUUGGACAGCUGUGCUACUGGAUUUAGAAUUGUUCCUCCUUUACCAGCUGAAUUUACCAAUGUGGAUGUGGUCAAGGAACAUUUCUCGUCGUUUGGUGAUGUUUGUACUGUCGAACUAGUUUCGGAAGAUGACAACCGCGUAUCAAAUGCAUCAAAUAACUGCUCAGCUAAUGUCACUUUUUUAACUCGUCAUUCAGCUGAAAGGGCAUUCGAAGAUGGUAAAUGCUGGCAAGGUCAGGAUUUGAAAUUUAUAUGGCUGUCUUCUAGUGGCAAAAACCCCGACGGCGCUUCUCCAGAGGCAUCUCGAGAUGCAGACAUGGAGCCUGAAAGCGAAGCAGAAAGCAUUGUUUUCAAGGAAACCCCAAGAGACGAAGAAGAAUCCGAGAAUUCAACACGAGACAAUGAUGUCGAGCCUUCGGAAACAGGUAAAGUUUCACCAGUGAUAGAAAGCGAGACAUGAUUGAAGCAUUUUUACGAUUAGGAGGCGUUUUUUUUGGGAGCAUUUUUCAUGCCGAGUUAAAAUGUAAAAUUAAUGGAGGUUUUUUUUUCUUCCCUUUUUUUAUUAUUUAGUUCAGGGAAAAACUGGCUUAGCAAAUGUGAAAAUUUGUUUUUCAUUUCCAACCCCCCUCUUACUGCAUUCAUGUAUAAAGAAAAGGAGUCUCUGAUUCCCAACUUCUACCAAAGAUAUUGAUUGAAAUAGUUGAUUGAAUCAAAUAUUAUUUUUUAGGUUAGUUUUUAGGAGCAGACAUGAAAUUAGUUUUAUAAUUACUUUUGUAUUCAAUCUCCAACCCAAUUUCAGAGUCUUGAUGUAACUAUUACAAUAGCAAUCCCAUUUUUUUCCUCCCUAUAACUUGUGGGGCUAAGAACCAAAAGAGGGUUUGGCUUGCAAUUUUUGCAA